AAAGACGAACAAACCAGUGCGGCCCGAGCCCAGGCGGAGCCACACCCCGGGAGGGCCGGCCCGACCCGAGCGAGCGCGGAGCGCAGCCCGGCAUGGACACCUGAGACGGGGCCCCGCCGCUCGGCUCCCGGAGAGCCCCCGCGGGAGGAUGGGACCCGCCGCGGGAGGUUGCGAGCUAUGGGCAUUCAUACUCUGGGCUUGGCUGUUGCUUGCCACGCAACUUGCUCUAGGAACUGUGGAAGAAGCCUGCAACUGCAGUACACCCAUGGCCUUCUCUGAGCUUCAGGCAGCUCCAGCCCUCCGGACAUGCUGCUUGAACUUCACCGGGACUGAAAUUGACUCCCUGGACUGGAGCCUCUUUGGUGGAGUAACAGGCCUGAGAGAGAUAUACCUCUCGCACUGCGGCGUGUUGGACAUUGUCAAUGCAUCCGCUGCGCCCGUCAUGCUGGAGAUCUUGCACUUGGAUCACAAUCAGUUGGAAAAGCUUCCAGAAAGUUUCCUAGAAGAUGCCCCGCGAUUGAGGGUCCUUCGUUUGGACAGCAACAAGCUUUGCAAGCUGCCCAAAUCCUUCCUGAGAGCUUCCACUCAAAUCCAAGAGAUUAACCUUGGCUUCAAUGACUUGGCCUCCCUUCCCUCCGGUGUCUUUAAGCCCUCUCUCACCAGGCUCAGCCUCACCAACAAUAGCUGGGAUUGCACCUGCGCCUUGUUCGGUGACCUGGAGAAGUAUCCCCGAGAGCCAUCCAGCGGGGCCAUGCAGGGCCCUGCCGUGGUGUGCAGCACCCCAGAGCGUUACCGCAGCAUGGACAUCCGAGAUAUCCGUAAGCAGGAGCUCUGCCGGGCACAGAGCUUGACCGCCCUCUUCAUCUGCCUGCCCCUGGUGGUCAUUUUAGCCCUGGUCGCCUGGUGCUUUUGCAGGCAGAAGAGAAAGACGGGCUACACCCUCAGCCGCAGGCCGGAGUGCCACCUGGCCACGGUGGAGAGGAACGGUGCCAAGGGGCUGGCAGAGCCUCCCCACUACAUCCAGGGUGAGCUGCCCACUGCCCCCACCGAGAGCGAGAAGAACAUGCUGCUGAGGAACCAGAUCCUGCUGAAGCCCUCCACCGCCCUGCUGGGGAGCAACAGGGACCUCUACGAAGAGGUGGAAAUCAAGCUGGGGGCCUUGGACAAUUCCUUUGUGCUGGUCAACGAAGGGAGCCUCAGCCAGGAGACGGGCCCCGAGGGGGCACCGCCGGUGGUGGCAGCAGCACAGGAGCUGGGGGGCAGCGACCCGGAAGCGGAGACGGUGAGCGUGACGGACGUGCUGAAGGACUCGGUGGACCGAGAGAAGCUCUACAUGAGCCAGGCGGUGGAUUAUUACAACCUGGUGCCUGCCAUUGAGCUGGAGGACUCCGACCACCAGGAGUACGAGAACAUUGACCUGCACUGAGGCUUGGCGAGUGAGGGGUGUCCUGGGAACCUGGGGCCGUAUCCUGCCCUUGCUGACACCCAGUGCGCUCCCGGGGGUGGGAGAGGGUGGGAGCUAGUGCAGGAUGCAGCUGGAGGGCAGUGAAUGGAUAGCUUGUCACUCAAACAACCGUUGUCAUGUCGAUCCAUUGGACUGGAGCGAGAGCAAUUGUACAUGAGGUAUAAAUGUCUGAAAAUGA
Molecule: messenger RNA, 1643 nt
Organism: Mauremys mutica (yellowpond turtle)
Lineage: Eukaryota; Metazoa; Chordata; Testudines; Geoemydidae
Product: SLIT and NTRK-like protein 6
Exons: 3
Coding region: 149-1426 (425 amino acids)
Cellular component (GO): plasma membrane
Molecular function (GO): protein binding
Source: RefSeq, a predicted model, not a curated record